CAACUUGGAGAAUUGAAAAAAUUAAAUUCAAUUUUGUUUCUUUGAUAAUUAAUUUAUUUUUUCAUUGGAUUAAAAGUGAUUAUUAAUAAUCUUGCUGAUUGUUUGAUUGGGACCUUUUUCUACACUGAAUCUGUUUUGUGCUCUUGCGAGAUAAUUGACCUGAAAAAAGAACAAUAGAUUAAUCUGGUUACUGGUUAAUUCCAAUUGGAACAAGUUGUUUUCAUUUUUUUGCUCUUUCUUUUUCUCUCUCUUUCCCUUUCUGCUAUUUCACUUUCUCUAUUUUCUAAAUUUGCUUUUUUUUCUAUUCUCUUUUCUUUUUUGCUUUACUUUAUUCUCUGUUUUUCUUUUUAUUCUGUUCUAAAUUACCAAUUAAACCCUCUAGAUUAACUAAUAACCUUUUGAUGACUUGCACCAUUGCUUAAGAUGAUUUUAUCGGGUGUCUCCGAUUCCUGCUUCAUAAAAUACUUACAACAUGUCAUAUCAAAGGGUUGUUCUACGUGGAAUUCUUAGACAAUUUGAAUCAGGGGAGAAAAGGCAAUGGCCUGUCUACCUGAGAGAAUUAACUAAACUAUUUGAGGGAUCACAGUUUAAUCGAGCAAUUUAUGAGAAACCUGGACGUAUAAUUGAUGAUGUAACCAGAGUUUUGGCUCGUGUUUUGACCACAAAACUUUUCCCUGAUAUAAUUGAAGAGAUAAUUGUUUGCCUAUCAACAUUCGCUGUAUCUCUAAAUUACCAUUGUAAAGAUCUUUUCAAUUGGAUAUUUGAAUUGUACAAUUCAUCAGCAGUUCCAGAUGAGACUAGAUUGGUAUUAUUACGAUCGUUGGUUAAAAUCAUCGAAACCAAUUGCAAUGCUUUACCUGAAAAUAUGCCCGGGCUGAUGGUAAAGAUUAAAAAAGCUCUUGAAGAAGCUCAAACCGCUGAAAUUUUACUUGGAAUUACUGAUAUUUUUCUGGCUACUGCCGAUAAUUUUUCCAAUGUUUUACAAAUUCAUUUUCGUGAUAUUGUUGACAUUUUAAUCGGUUGGCAUUUGGACUCUUCUCAGUCACCAGCGAUUGCAGCUAAUUUAGCUAAGGCUUUCAUCUCAUUCAAUAGCUUUUGGAUUAAUGAUUUUGACUUUUCUCUUGACCUGUUGGGACAAUUUCUUGAAGACUUUGAUGUUUUUUACAAAAGAUUAUUGGAAAAUCAUGCAAACAUCGAAAAUUUACCCGAUAUCAAACGUUCUUCCGAUGAAAAAGAAUCUUCACCUUCUUCUCCCAUUGAAAGUCCAUCAAAAGAUUUAUCCCAAUCAAGUUUUACCCUAAACAAAAUGGCCUCACUGGUUCGGGUCUACAUUACGGUUCUCAAAAGUCUCGAUGAAUAUGCAUCACCAUUACGCAAUAAUAGGAUCACAUGGGAGUUUAUUGUGGACUCAUUACAAACAAUUCUUACUUCUGUCGAGCAAACCAUGAAAUUUACUAUGUUUGAAUCUUUAAUUGUCUCCACCAAUGAAUGUGCCCUUUUCAUCUUGGACAUUAUGGCCAACUCUAGAGUUGAACUGAUCCAAGAAUGUUCAUCACAAAUUAUACCUUACAUUUACUCCAUCCACCAGAAUAUGAUUGAUGUAAACGAUGCCUACAUUUUGACCACACUUCAAUUAAUUACCAAGAUUGUCCGAGCACUAAAUGGAAACCUACCAAUUGAAUUUAUUUCUAAUCUUCUUAAACCACAAUCUAAUUGUCAAAGAUUACGGUUUAUGCCUUCACGUCCAAUUCAAGUUGCACUUUUUGAUCUUCACCAUUCAUUACUUGGCUUGAAAAAUGUUCCUCUUCUUAAAGAAACUUAUGGCUCAUUCCUGUGUGACCUUUUCUCAGCUUAUUCAUGUUUAACUGGUCGAGAGAUCACCUUACCCGACGACGAUGAUGAUAGUAAAAACUGGAAUGAAUAUAAAGUAACAUAUGAUUUUGAGAAAUCGGAAAUUAUCAUUGAAUCAAUAUUAAUAUCGUUAACUGAGAUUGGUAAUGCUAAAAAUUCAAUAAUCGGAAUGUGGGCUUUACGGCCAACCUUUUUUGACCUGUUAACGAGUUACAUUGAUCCUACCAAUGAGACAUUGAUUGAGAAAUCACCACGAGUACAACAUAACAUUUUGUAUAUUCUACAUUCUCAUUGUAGUUUACACAAUCAUUUCAUCUCAAAUAGUAAUCUAAUUACCGAUACAAGUGGAAUCUCAGUUCUCUUUGGUACUUCACCUUCGUCCGCUUUCACCACAUCAAUUACAUCUCACACCACAAAACAUUUUGCCAAGAUUCAAAACAUUCUAACCUCAAUUCUUUCUAAACCCAAAAUUCAACGAGAGACUAAAAAAUUAUGUUUAAAUUGGUUCUACAAAAUUUUAAAGAGUAGUACUUGUCACCUUUCCCGUUUAAUUCAAUCUCAAGAAUUUACCAGCCUUAUAUCAGCCGUUUCUCUUUACCUGUUUGCCAAAGAUUCCAGGUUAUGUUUAAUUGCAUGUGAUUCAAUGAAACUACUACUCCGAUCAAAUGAACGACUACUUAGUGCCGAUUUACUCAAAGUUGUCCGACAAUCAUGUCUCUUUAACAUCGGUCGUAUUGAGAGUAAAAUUGUCUCAAGUUUUCUCGAUCUUUAUGCAGCCCUACCAGUUAACUGUUUCUCUUGUUAUUCUGGUUCAAUGAAAAGGAUUCAACUAAAUAGAUACGAUUAUCUAAUACCUGACGACCUGAGGAUCGCUAAAAUGGCCCUUAUGAAAAGUGAACCUAAUUCGGAAUUUUCUUCAAAUUGUUUUAGAACUGUUCUUACAUUUCUCCUUGAAAAUCCAACCCUCGAAGAUGAAAGAUGGCUUCAACGUUUAUGUCAAACAAGUUCAACCAAUGGUAUACCCAAAUUAACCGAUGUUAAGGCCAAUAAUCACGAUCAAAGUGGAUUCGGUGCUAAUUCACAAUCUUUGGCAGAUAUUUUUGAUAACAAUCAAUCAGCUCUCAUCUUCUGGGCUUGUUGGCAAAGUAUUCAAUACUGUAUUGUUAAUAAAUUACGAACACCAUUAGGUAAAGCUCAAGACACAUUUACUAAAAUAGAAAUGGCCGUUAAAACGAAAGCAAUAGCCGUUCAAAAUACUGUGGAAACAAAGAAAUCACCUCAUCGACAUGAAUAUCUUCAAACACGAAUGUUAAUCCUUUUAAUGGAAAAUCUUGACAAAUUAAUGUACAACGCAUACGAAGGUAAUGCUAGUCGGCUUUAUACUACACCCAAAUUGGCCAAAUCUUUUUUCCGUACCAACAAAGCGACUUGCGUUGAAUGGAUGAACCGUAAUCGUAGGUCAUUAAUGAUAAUCUCCCUCAAAUCGGGUGAUCCUGCCUCCGUUUGGCGCCAUGGUCAAGAAUUGUUAAAAGAGAUGGUCAUUAAAUCACAGAAUCAAGAAGUUGAAUUUAUUUUAACGCUUAUGGUUCAAGCUUUGAUAGAGUUGAAAGCAAGCGAUGCAAUAGCGGGAUUAUAUAUUUGGGCCAAAGAAACGCUUGGUACACGAUUUUCAUGGAUAAAGUGGGUUGUCGAUGAGGCUCAAGGAAAGUACGAAAGUGCAUUAAUUGAUUAUGAGAAUUACUUGACCAGCCUUGAGGGUAAAGAACUGGACUCGUCACAAAAAUUGAUCAAAGAUUUUAUUGAAAAUCGUCUUCUAGAAUGUCAUCAAAGUCUUGGAUCUUGGAGUGAAGCCCUUUCGUGUUUCAAAGUUUCCCGAACUAAUGUUCUCGAACGUCGGAAAAAUAGUUUCUUCUCAGGUGAUCUUGACCUUUCCUACCUCUCAAGUUGGCAAACACUCGAAGAUACAUCUAAAUGUGAAUACAGUUUUCCACAUAUUCUUUCAUGGGAUAUUCAAUCAGUUUAUCAUCGAGCUCAAUCUCAACUAACCAGUGUCAUCAAUCUGACGAUAGCCAAUGAAGAGAGUAACCGUGUAGCGAACCUUAAAACCUUAGAUCAAAUUUGCUCGGCUACAUCAUCAAUCCUUACGACACCCAUUCUGGUCAGUCCAUCUUCAAUUUGCCAAAAAUCGAUGACAGUUCACAAAGUUGCGUUCAAUCUUCGUCAUCGAGCAAAAUCUCAAACCAAUAAUUGGAAUCCGUGGACUCAAUCAAUAUCAGAUGAUCUCCGUAAAAUGGACUGUUCCGUUCUCGUCCAUGCUAUUGGCUGGUUAGAAAAGUGUAAAAAUAUUGACUCCCUAAUGUCAGAUUCUGGAGCGAUAAUUAAUGGUCUAAAUUUUACUGGAGCCAAAAUCGCGCGAAAACAAAACAACCUCAAAUUGGCGCAAAAUUUAUUGGUCAAAUUUGCAAAAUCAGCUAAUAUUAUACAAAACACAAACAGUUCCAACCAACUGGUCAGCGAUUUGAUUGACACCUCAUCUGCAUCUCAUUUACAAACUCAUCUCAACUUAGCCCUUGACACUACUAAUCUGUCUCCCGAUUAUCCGGCAAUUGAGAAAUUAAAGUUCCUGAUUGAAGGAUCAAAACUAUUACAUGCCCUUGGGCACACAAAGAAAGCGGGUAAUACCUUAUUAUCCUGCAUAGAGACAAACUUUGUUCUGGUCACUGAUCCAGCAUUAAGCUACUUUCAAGAAUCUUUGUCCAAACUUUUGUUGACCCUUGUUAAAUACUCGACCAUUGAUGGAACCCUUCUUGAACAAAUUGACCCAACCAGUUAUAGUAAACUUCACGAACUGGUUAACUCAAUUAACCUUGGAGUUAAUUGUAAUAAUCAAAUUUUUGACAUGAAUGACCUAACCAGCGGGAAACUUUUACAAUUAGGUGUUCAAUACUGUCCACAAAUGCCAAAAUCAUGGUUCAGUUUAGGUGCCUGGAGCUAUCGUUGUGGUAAACGUUUAAUUGACUCCGAAGAUUCUGAUAAACUUGAUAUAGAUUCAGUUAAAUCGUCAAAUGAAGGUCCAUUUGCUUUCUACAAACUUGCUGCCAAUUCUUAUUUCAAAUUUCUUCAUCUUUGUGGUGCUGGAACUGAGGAUUCUUAUGUUACUGCAACUUUACGUAUUUUACGUUUAAUUGUUAAACAUGCAUCCGAAUUACGAGAUAUCCUGGAAACUGGACUUUCAACAACUCCCACUGGUCCAUGGAAAUCAAUCAUCUUACAAUUGUUUGCUAGGCUUGGUCAUCCUGAGCCUUAUGUCCGUCAAAGUAUCUCUGAACUACUUUGUCGCAUUGGAAAAGAUUCACCUCAUCUAAUUGUUUUCCCGGCGGUUGCAGGUUCUUUUACAAGCAACAGUGAAGAUAUAUUUUUUGAAGGAAAAAUAACUGAAAAUCAGGGUAAAAACUUUGAAGAACAAGAAGAUUGUAAUGUUCUUUGUGAUUUCGAUGACGAUGAAGGUGCCGAAGAAGACGAAAAGAAAGACACUUCAGUUAUGCAAAACUGUUUCGCUGCAUUGGUCGAUGUUCUUGGCCAACAAAAUCCUGAACUCAUCUCACAAACGAAAACCUUUAUCCAUGAGCUUCGUCGGAUUAUCAUCCUAUGGGAUGAACUUUGGAUUGGUACACUAAUGGGACACCUUGGGGUUAUGAAGAAACAAGUUACAGUUCUGGAAGAUGAAAUAUCGAGAGUGUACAAAAAUCCUUCUCUCUCCAAAGAGGAAGAGGAAAUUAUCGUCGCUAAACAUCGAGUCUUUUUACGUCGCGUUAUUUAUAUUCUUGAACAAACUCAAAUGAUAACCAAUGAAGCACCAGAAACACCCCAUGAAAAUUGGUUUCAGAAAAGUUUCAACAAAUCAAUUGUAUCAACAAUCAAAUUACUGAAGACUCCACUCAAUCCAUCCAAACCUCAGCAAAGUUUACUCAUCUAUCAGCAGCUUCUUCAGUCACUCCAAAAGAAAGCAUCAAACUGGAAUUCAGCUCGAUCUCAACACAUCAUGAGUUCAAUCAGUCCCAUUUUAGCCAAUAUGGAGAAAACUGUGAUACCAAUGCCUGGGGCAAAUUUCAGUGCCGACGGAACCGUGAUAACCAUUGAAAAAGUUCAUAAAACUGUUACUAUCCUUCACACUAAAACAAAGCCUAAGAAAAUUGGAUUCUUUGGUUCCGAUGGUAAAACACACACUUACCUGUUCAAAGGACAUGAAGAUUUACACCUCGAUGAGCGAAUCAUGCAUUUCUUAACAAUUGUAAAUAAAAUGUUUGCCAAAUACCCGAGCAAUAAGAACGACAAAUCGACCUCUUUCCGAGCUCGUCAUUACUCAGUUACCCCGUUGGGAACCAAAUCGGGUCUAAUUCAAUGGGUUGACGGAGGAUCUGCCUUAUAUGGUUUCUAUAAACGAUGGAUGCUCAAUCGAACUGCCACCGCCGCCGCUGCAACAAUUAAUCCCAAAGACGAUAACAGUAAGGUUGUCGUUCAACCUUUGAACGAUAAUGCAUACAAACCAUCGGAAAUUUUCCAACGUAAAUUGGUUGCCAAAGGAAUUUCAAGUCUUAAUCGAUCAGAAUGGUCGUUACCUGUUCUUGUUGAAAUAUUGAAAGAGCUAAUGGUUGAGACACCAAGUAAUUUAAUUGCUCGUGAAUUGUGGUGUGCAUCAACUAACGCUUUUGAGUAUUGGCAUCUUGCUCAAACUUUUACUCAAUCAAAUGCCGUUAUGUGUAUGAUUGGUUAUAUUAUUGGUCUUGGUGAUCGUCAUCUUGAUAAUGUGUUGGUUGAUUUAUCUACCGGUGAAGUUUUUCAUAUUGAUUUUAAUAUUUGUUUUGAAAAAGGGAAAACCCUUCGAGUACCUGAACGAGUCCCAUGUAGAUUAACCCAAAAUAUUGUCUCCGCUUUUGGUCUUACCGGGGUUGAAGGAACCUUUCGUAUCUCAUGUGAACAUGUACUUAGAGUACUUCGUAAAGGCCGUGAGACUUUACUUACCCUAUUGGAAGCUUUUCUUUACGAUCCUCUAAUUGAUUGGACCCUGGGUCACGAGGAAGGUUAUACUUGGUCCAUUUACGGCGGUGGACGUAUCAAUAUACUGAAAGAAAUGUUUAUUACAAAGUACCAAAUGGAACGAGAAAAUGCCGAAGCAAUGUUGAAAAUUCGUAUUAUCGAGACUCGAUUUAACUGGACCAAUGUAAAGGAAACUUUAACAAAAAUUUUGAUUACCAUUUCAAAUUGUCUUCAGGAGGCUGAAUAUUCAAAAUUUCCACCACUUUCAGCAUCAUCUCAGAAUGAAACUAAUUGUCCAUCUUUAAUAACCAAAUCUGAUCAAUCAGUGAAAGAAUUAAAUUCAGAAAAAGAAUCAAAUAUAACACUAAUUACCUCUCGUGAUACAACCAAAUCGUCAUCAUCAUCGUCUCGAAGUCUUAUAAAUGAUCACGCUUCUUGGUCCCAAAUCAAUGAAAAGCUGGUUCCAUUGAAGAGCAUCAUAAAUAACCAUAACGCUCUUCUGGCUGAAAUUAAACAUAUAAUUAGAGCUUUAUCUAAAUUAGAAGAAAGAGAAAUGGGACUUGAGAGUAAACAUAAUGGGCCCAUUAAUCAGUAUUACCUGAUUCACCGUAAAUUCAUCGAGAAUAUUUACAAACUGGUUAAGGAACUUGAACAACUUUCAUCCGUCAACCUCCUCUCAGGCUCCAACAAUAUACUAAGUGCUAACAAUCUGACUAAUAAUGUUUCACCGGACCCAUUAUCAUUAACAUCGUUACAACAGCAUUAUAAUGAUAAUAGUACAGAAUUGACGAUUGACACUAUUAGGGAGCGGUUGAAUUUGGUAAUUAAGUUAAUUGAUCCUGUUUAUGAUACACUACUUGAUCUAGUUGGUAAAGAUUUUGAAUCGAAAGAUUUUACAUUGGCAGCAUUUUCAGGGAAACAAUUUUUAACUCAAUCAAAUUUAAACUCACCAAUCAAACAAAACCAACAACAACUACAGUUAACUUAUAACAACAACAAUAAUUUUAAUAAUAAUAAUAAUAACAAUCAUCAUAAAGAUAUUGUUAAUGGUGAUGAUACAACUAUUGCUGGACCAUCAAGUGACCAUAAACAACAACCUGUUAAGCAAAUUAUUGGCCUAGAAAGAAAUACCUAUGCUACUAAUGUUUGGAAAAGAGUAAAAAUGAAACUCGAUGGACGUGAUCCUAAUCCGGUAAACCGAAGCUCAAUCUCAGAGCAAGUUGAUUAUGUUAUCAAAGAGUCAAUGAAACUGGAAAAUUUAGCUCUCAUGUAUGAAGGUUGGACUUCCUGGGUGUGAUAAUGUAAAGAAUGAAAAUAAUAUUAUAUAUAUAAAUACCUUUUGAAAAUAUU
Molecule: messenger RNA, 8238 nt
Organism: Panonychus citri (citrus red mite)
Lineage: Eukaryota; Metazoa; Arthropoda; Arachnida; Trombidiformes; Tetranychidae
Gene: nonC
Product: serine/threonine-protein kinase SMG1-like
Biological process (GO): nuclear-transcribed mRNA catabolic process, nonsense-mediated decay; phosphorylation
Cellular component (GO): nucleus
Molecular function (GO): protein serine/threonine kinase activity; protein binding
Source: RefSeq, a predicted model, not a curated record